Rubroshorea leprosula is the source of this 5912-nucleotide messenger RNA. The record is from the annotation of a GenBank genome assembly. Lineage: Eukaryota; Viridiplantae; Streptophyta; Magnoliopsida; Malvales; Dipterocarpaceae.
AAAAAAAAAAAAAAAAAAUGGCCGAGGCUUGUAUUUGUGCGGUCUGUCAGAAUGCUGCUGGAAAUGUUGUUGGGAAAUUGUUUUGUAAAAUUCUGUCUCCUAUCUCAAAUCCAAUCACUCUUGUGCGCAACUGCAACAACAAUAUUAACAAUCUGACGCAACGAGCUGAUGAGUUGAAGCUUAAAAAAGUGACUGCAGAUGACUAUGUUGAUCUCGUUCACAGAAGAGGGCAAGAAAUCGUACAAGAGCUCGAGGAUUGGCUGACUAGUGCCUACAAUCUCACUAAAGAUGCGGACAGAUUAGCAGCUGAUUCCGAAGGAAAUGCCAAGAAGAAGUGUUUCUUUGGGCUGUGUCUCAAUCCCAUAUCUCGUUACCAACUCAGCAAAAAUGCAAAGGAGAAUUCCGAGGCUAUUGUUCAUCUUUUGGGAAAACCUUGUGUGCCUAACCUCCCCAAUUCCUACAUUCACUCAAGAAAGGAUGUUCUCGAGAGGAUCAUGCAGGCACUGCAAAGUCAAAGCAGCAGCAUUAUAGGGGUGCACGGGAUGCCUGGCAUGGGGAAGACGAUGCUGGCCAAAGAAGUUAAAAGAAAAGCAGAGCAAGACAACUUGUUCGAUGCGGUAGUCAUGGUUCUUGUUUCAAGGAAUGCAGACUUGAAAAAGAUUCAAGGUCAAAUUGCCCGUGGCUUGGGUCUAGAUCGGCUUCCCAAUGGAAUUACAACUCAGGAUGUGGCUGAACGUAUUAAAGAAAGGCUGAAGAAAAUGAAGAAGUUUUUAAUCAUUUUGGAUGAUAUUUGGAGGCCUGGAAUAGAUUUGGAGGAGCUUGGAAUUCCUCUUAGAAACGAGCCAAAAAAGAUUGAGGGGAGCUCGUCAAGAGAAGAAUAUGCAGAACGCAAAAUUCUGCUAACUUCCAGAGAUGCUAAUGUUUUAUCAGAUCUGAUGGGUUCUCAACAAAACUUUCCACUUCAUCAAUUAAAAUAUGAAGAAGCAUGGGAGUUGCUUAAAAGGAUAGUCGGUGACCGGGCAGAGAGAGAUGAUAUACAUAGCGCAGCCAUUGAGAUUGUCCGGAAAUGUGGGGGCUUGCCCCUUGCAAUUACAACAAUGGCAAAGGCUUUGAGAAAUAGGGAGCCUUACGAAUGGAUGGAUGCUGUGAGAAUACUAAAAAGGCCCUCUUCAGAAAACUUUGAUGGCAUAGCUGCAAAUGUUUAUUCCGCUAUUGAGCUCAGUUACUCUCAUUUGGAAAGCGAGAAGCUCAAGAAGACAUUUUUGCUUUGUUGCCUAAUCGGUCACGGGUAUUCCAUUCAAUACUUGUUGAUGGUUGGUGUGGGCUUAGGCUUAUUUGCUAACACCAUAGAGCAAGCACGAAAUGAAGUACUUACUUUGAUAAGAAAGCUCAGAGCCUCUUCUUUGCUCAUUGAUAAUUCUGACAGUAAUUAUUUUGAUAUGCAUGACCUUAUUCAUGAUGUGGCUGUAUCAAUUGCAAGUAGGGAUCGUCAUGGGUUGCUGCUAACAGGUGAUCAUGAACCGAAGGAGUGGUCAGACAGGAAGGAAAUGAAAGGUUUCAAAUGGAUUAGGCUGCAAAAUGCUAAUAUUAAUGGGCUUCCUGAUGAGUUUGAAGGUCGUCAGCUUACCUUUUUUAGUUUGGAAAAUAAUGAAGCUUCUCUGAAAAUUCCAGAAGAAUUUUUCGAGGGAAUGGAGGAACUCAAGGUGCUGGAUUUGGCUGAAAUGCAUUUUACUUCCCUACCUUCAUCAAUUUGCCUCCUAAAAGUCCUCCAUACAUUAUGUUUUUAUGGUUGCUCGUUGGGAGACAUAAGCAUUAUUGGAAAGCUGAAGAAUUUAGAAAUUCUGAUCAUUAGUUGUUCUGAUAUUGAAGAGCUACCAAGGGAAAUUGGCGAGUUGACUCAGCUAAAGUUGUUAGAUCUGAGUUGCUGCUCUGAACUAAAAAUAAUUCCGCAGCAUGUCUUGGCAAGGAUGUCCAGAUUAGAGGAACUGUACCUGGGAAAAGGCUUCGAUGGAUGGGGGGUUGAGGAAAAUGAAAAUCAAAGAAAUGCGAGCCUUGCUGAGUUGAAGCAUUUGAAGAAAUUAACUAAUUUAGAGGUAUGCAUUCCUGAUAUUCAAAUGAUCCCAAAAGAUUUCUUCUUUGAAAAUUUGAAAAGAUUCGAGAUCUUUAUUGGACCUAAGUGGGAAGACCAGGAUAGUUCCUUUGGAAGCUCAAGAAUAUUGAAGUUGCAUUUAAAUGCAUCCAUUAGUUUUAACUAUUCAGUUAAAAUGUUGUUGAAGAUGACUGAAGAGCUACAUUUAAGGGAGUUGGCAGGUGUACAGAAUGUGGUUGAUGAGUUAAAUGCUGAAGGUUUUCCAGAUUUGAAGUAUCUCUAUAUCCAAAAUGCUCCAGAGGUUCAACAUAUCAUUAAAUUAGCGAAGGGGGUUCCUUUCAAUGCAUUUCCCAGCUUGGAAGAAUUAUUUCUCCAGAAUUUGAUUAAUUUGGAGAAGAUAUUUCAAGGCCGGUUCAGAGAGACAGCUUUUAACAAUUUAAAAACUAUUACCAUUGAAUGUUGUGAUGAGGUAAAGAAUUUGUUCUCUUCCUCUAUAGCCAGACAGCUUCGUCAUCUACAAGAAAUUUCAGUGACAGAUUGCAGCAAUAUGGAAGAGAUUGAGUUGCAAUUAUCUUGGAUUAAUGUUGAAAUCAUAUGGCAUACUUCGAUGACAUCUUCUUAUAUUAAGAAAUUGACGAAGUUGAUCAUUAAGCACUGUGAUAAUUUGGAAUAUCUAUUCACAUCUUCUAUGGCUAGAGAUGUGGUGAUGCUUGAACACCUUGAAAUAGAGGGAUGCAGGAAGAUGGGAAAGGUUAUUUUUACAGAGAAUGAAGCAGAAAAUGGGAGUUUGAUUUUCCAUCAAUUGAGGAUUCUAGAGAUAAAAAGCCUUCCAAAACUCGAAAGAUUCUGCCAUGGGAAUUACAUCGAAUUCCCCUGUCUUUCGAAACUUUUGAUCGAGAGCUGCCCUGUAUUAAAGAAGUUCAUCUCAUCAAGCUCUAGUUUGGACACUUGUCCACCUCUAUUUGACAUGAAGGUGAUAUUCCCCAAACUCGAGCAACUAAUGAUUAAAUAUAUGAGAAACUUGGACAAGAUAUGGGACAACCAACCUGAUGCAAGUUCUUUUUGCCAACUAAAUUAUCUUAGUGUGAAUUCAUGUAACAAGCUACUAAAUAUUUUCCCAUUUAGUAUGCUGGAAAGGCUUCAGAGACUAGAUAAGUUAGAGAUACGGAACUGUAAUUCACUUGAAGAGAUAUUGUCUGAAGGGCUUGAUGCUGGCCAAUCACAAACUCAAAAAUUCACGCCACCAACUUUGAUGGAAUCUGUUGUAAAGUUUGUGUUUCCAAAAUUGACGCAGCUAGACCUUUAUUUUCUGCCCAAACUGAAGGCCUUGUGUCAUCAAAUGCAUACUAUUGAAUGGCCAUCAUUGAAAAAAUUGACAGUGUAUGGAUGUGAACAAGUACAGAUAUUUGCUUCAGAACUCUCAAGCUUCCCAAGAACAAAUGGAGAUGAUCAACUCGAAGUUUCUCUUUUCUGGACAAGCAAGGCUACAUUCCCCAGUCUAGAAGAAAUGAGAUUGGAUUGGAAUGGUAAUAUGAAAGAGAUAUGGCAUGGGCAGCAUAUUCCAGGGGAUUAUUUUCUCAAAUUAAAAGUUCUUGAACUCAGCAACUUGCCUCGGCAAUUAGUUGUCCAGCCUUUUCUGUUUCAGGCUCCGAAUCUUGAAAAGCUUGUUGUGAGUGGAGCUUCCUUUCAUGAUAUAUUCAAAUGCCAAGGACUUGGUGGUGUGGAAAAACCUGCACUUGCAUUUACUCAAUUAAGUGGAUCAGGGUUGUCUGAACUUCACGAGUUAACAUGUCUCAGGAAGGAAGAAUCAAAUUUGGAAUCAGUUUUCUCUAACCUGAAUAUUCUUGAAGUGCUACGGUGUAGCAAAUUAAAGAAUUUAGUGCCAUCCUUUGUAUCUUUCAAGAAUUUGACAACUUUGGAAGUAACUGCAUGUCAUGAACUCAUAUAUUUAAUUGAUUACUCAACAGCCAAAAGCAUGGUGCAACUCACAAGAAUGAGUAUAAGUGAAUGUGAUAUGUUAAAGGAAAUUAUGGCGUGUGUGGAUGAUGAAGUGAAGGAUGGCAUUGUCUUUAGCCAACUCAAGUAUUUGCAACUUUGUGUUCUACCAAGAUUGGCAAGCUUUUGCUCGGGAAGUUGCAACUUUGAAUUCUUAUCUUUGGAAGAAGUAAUUGUGAGUUGCCCACAUAUGCAGAUCUUCUCUCGCGGGGAAUGCAGUAGCCCUAAAAAAUUGCAAAAGGUGAAGUUGACAAAAGAUGGAGAUGAAGAGUUUUGGGAGGGCAACCUUAAUAGCACCAUACAAAAGAUGUUCAUAGAAAAGGUUGGAUACUGUGGGUUGGAGAAUUUAAAGUUCUCUGAAUUUCCUGAGUUGAUUGAAAUUUGGAAUAAGAAACCUCAAGAAAUCUUGCCUUUCAAAAGCCUUGGAUCUCUAGAAGUUUGUAACUGUAACAGUUUCAGAUACCUUCUAACCACUUCUAUGGCGUUGGGCCUCACGCAACUCUGGCGUUUGAAAGUUGCAAACUGUGCUGCAAUGGAGCAAGUGAUCAUAGGAGAAGGAGCUGAGGACCUGCUUCCUGAGCUAUUCACUAUUAUUUUAGAGUCUUGUCCCAACUUGAAAUGUUUCUAUGAGGGAAGUAGUCGGCUUGAGUUUCCACGGUUGUACAAAAUUACAGUUAUUAACUGCCCAGCUUUGGCUGCUUUUGCUUCUUCAUUUUCAAGUGACCAAAAGAAAGAGAUAACAACUAAUGACACAGAAAGUGAAGAAAGUCCUGUUAUCCCUACUCAACCUUUCUUCAGUGAUAAGGUUGCAUUUCCUGACUUGAAACAGUUGACUAUCACCCACUUGAAAAACUUGGAGAUAAUAUGGCACAACAAAGUGCAUGCAGAUUCCUUUUGCAAACUGGAAUCAUUAACAGUUGAAAAUUGUGACAAGUUAUUGGCUGUUUUUCCUUCUACUGAGGCUGCAUUUCCCAACUUGGAAGGGUUGACUAUCACCCACUUGAAAAGCUUGGAGAUGAUAUGGCACAGCAAAGUGCAUGCAGAUUCCUUUUGCAAACUGGAAUCGUUAACAAUUGAAAAUUGUGACAAGUUAUUGACUAUUUUUCCUUCUACUGAGGUUGCAUUUCCCAACUUGGAACGGUUGACUAUCAACUACUUGAAAAACUUGGAGGUGAUAUGGCACAGCAAAGUGCAUGCAGAUUUCUUUUGUAAACUGGAAUCCUUAACAGUUGUAAAUUGUGACAAGUUAUUGACUGUUUUUCCUUCUACUGAGGCUGCAUUUCCCAACUUGGAACGGUUGACUAUCAGCCACUUGAAAAACUUGGAGAUGAUAUGGCACAGCAAAGUGCAUGUAGAUUCCUUUUGCAAACUGGAAUCAUUAAAAGUUGUAAAUUGUGACAAGUUAUUGACUGUUUUUCCUUUUACUGAGGCUGCAUUUCUCAACUUGGAACGGUUGACUAUCACCCACUUGAAAAACUUAGAGAUGAUAUGGCACAGCAAAGUGCAUGUAGAUUCCUUUUGCAAACUCGAAUCAUUAACAGUUGAAAAUUGUGACAAGUUAUUGGUUGUUUUUCCUUCUACUGAGCUAAUAUGUUCCUCAUUUCACUUUCGUUUUGGUUUUAAUUUUGGGGACUAAUAAUUGUCCUUAUCCUUUCACUGUCAAUGGCAUGAUGCAUUCAUUCAUUUUGUAGGUUGCAUUUCUCAAUUUGGAAUUAGAUUUGACAAUUCUUAGCUUGAUGCGUUAGCUUGCCUAUGACCUACCUAUUUAAAAUGGGUUAAGGUCAGUCAUUUCUGAUUUGUGACUUCUUAAUAACCCAUUAAGAGAACC